CCGGUGCAUCAUGGGAUACAAAAUGUCUCCUAAGAGUGCUGGCUAAUGCUAAUUUACGAGCGAUAACUGCGAAUAGAUAUACAUUUUACCCCUUUUCCAGCUGUCAAAUUGUCAUAAUAAAUAAAUAUAUGAUACAUUAACUGUAUUCUGCUUUCGAAAUGUCAACGAAAGCGGAGUCCAGAGUGUCAAGCUCCAGCUCCCGAGCAGAUGAAAGGAGGAGAUCAACGAGCUCAGGUCGAGAAAAAACUAAGCGUAAACGCAGCCGUAGUAGAUCUUCCUCGUCGUCCUCUUCCAGGUCAUCUUCGUCAUCUUCAUCAUCGUCGUCCUCUUCUUCAUCGGGUUCAUCCCACUCAUCCAGCCACAGUCAGAGUAGCUCUAGCAGUAGCGACUCCCGCAGUAAAUCCAGAAAGCAGUCUAAGAAAAGGAAAAAGGAUAAACAACCAAAAAAACCGAAAGGGAAGAAAGAGAAGCGACACAAACGUAAAAAAGACAAGAAAGUAAAAGGAGGAGAAGAAAACGUGGGACCUGUACAAAUCUCCAAGUAUUUGAAUGACAAGAAAAAGGGCAAGUACAGCAUGAUUUCAGGGAAGAAGAUAAAGAUGAAAGUAAAAAAGUCAAAGAAAGAUAAACAGCGGGAUAAAAACCGAGCACAACUUCUUGAGUUCUUGAACUCUACCCUGUGAUGCCAUUGUCGACGGCAGUGGUGGUGGUGCUCGGAAAUGUCAGCAGAACUCAGGAAAUAACCUUCCAGGACAACAACAAUGAAGAGUUUUCUGAGAAAAAAUGAUGAAUAUGACUUGCAUUGACGCACAAGGGCAGCACACGGCAUGAUGGAGUAAAGGAGCUGUAUCUCUUGCAAUGAAGAGAUGCGUUCAGACCACCAGCUUCAUUUUCAUGGCACUGCCCAGGUGGCCAAUUCUUCAUCUUAGUCUGAUAGCUUUUGUGAUAUGAGAAGUGUUUAUGUUGAGCAGUGUCAUCCAAAAAUGUUAUCUGUAAUCAACUACAUCAGAUGAAGGCCAGUGACUGCCAGCGAUCGGCUUCUCAACUUUGUUUGUGGUCACCCCUUUAAAAGUGUACUCCACCGAUUGAGCAUUUUACCCCUAUAACAUUGUCAGACUCAGAAUGGACCAGAAAUAUUGUCUUUUUUAUUCCACGUAUUUUUCUUCCUUGUCGAAAACCAGGCGUCUACAUUACCCACAAUGAAGUGUGAGUGCCGACAGUUCGGCCGGACAUUCGGGUGUGUUACGGUAGUAGCGGCUAAUAUAGCCUCGAGCCGCUAUCCUCAAACAGAGCUGAGGAGCGGACUACAGAGGUCUGGUAAGCUCACUUCUUUCUAACUCAACACCCCCAUAAUUUAAAAUUUUCAAACUUGUAACAAACUUGUAGUCUUCCACGUUGACUCAAAAUAGACAUCACUUGAGGCAAUUUAACAGACUUAAGUAGCUCCCUCUGGAGCCACAAAAGGCUUUACACUAAACUAUCACUCUCAAAUAUUCAGUAGUCUGUUUACAGUAGUAACCUGUAAACAGACUUUGAUGUGUAAAAUUGAUUCCCCUUUAAAGUUUGAAAUAUGUAUCUACCUGCUGGUUCUGUCAAUCAUUUAUGUCAACUACAUGUAGGACCACCCAUACUUUUUAUUUUUUUGUAGAUAUCUAACUGUUAUGUUUCCACAGUUAAUGUUGGCUGUGGUAGCCACGGCAUUAUCAGUGUGUACUGAUGUUUAAUUGUUUAUAUUAAUUUGUUUAAAAUUAUAUGAAAAUUAGCUCUGCAUUUUUUGACAGUAUUCUUUUCUCCAAAUUCAGGUAUGAAUAUUAUACAAUUUAAUUAAACUGAAAUACAAAAUACAAUUACUGUUCAUCCCCCUGUAUCAAUCCAGUUUAAAGCUUUUUAUGGAUGAUGGCGUAAACCUGUUGUGUACUGCUGAAUUUUGAUGUGUGACAAACAAAGAAAAGAAACGGCAAUAAACUGCUGGAAAGACUUUACUUCA
Molecule: messenger RNA, 1987 nt
Organism: Perca fluviatilis (European perch)
Lineage: Eukaryota; Metazoa; Chordata; Actinopteri; Perciformes; Percidae
Exons: 7
Coding region: 159-683 (174 amino acids)
Source: RefSeq, a predicted model, not a curated record